Messenger RNA from Aspergillus mulundensis, 633 nucleotides. Its product is annotated as putative cytosolic Cu/Zn superoxide dismutase. Gene Ontology annotation, molecular function: metal ion binding. The transcript is spliced from 2 exons. The record is from RefSeq and is a predicted model, not a curated record. The coding region runs from base 1 to 633 and encodes 210 amino acids. Gene Ontology annotation, biological process: superoxide metabolic process. NCBI's taxonomy places the organism in Eukaryota, Fungi, Ascomycota, Eurotiomycetes, Eurotiales, Aspergillaceae.
AUGCAUCUCACCCUCCUCACCAGCCUCCUCGGCCUAGCCCUGGCCAUGUCCAUGCCCACCUGCACCGCGGCCCAAAACACCAGCACAAACGCCCCCGUCGUGACCGACAACGAGCCCGUCUCCGUGCACCACGCGUCCCUCCUACCCAAGGCCAACACGACCGUCUACGGCGGAAUCACCAUCUCCUCGCGGCUGAGCUCGCCCGCGCUCGCGGUGGACGUGUACAUCGGCGGGAUCCCCGAGGGGCAGUUUCUGUACUACCACAUCCACCGGGCGCCCGUCCCCGCAGACGGGAACUGCUACGGCACCGGCGCGCAUUUGGACCCCUACGGGCGCGGCCAGCAGCCGCCCUGCAACAUCACGGCGCCGAAUACGUGCGAGGUUGGCGAUCUGAGCGGGAAGCAUGGCGUUGCGUGGGCGCCGAGCGGCGAGGUGUUCCGGGCGAGCUACAGUGAAUUCUUCCUUGCGAAUACGCCGGGGGCGGCGGCGUAUUUCGGGGAUCUGUCGUGGGUUGUUCAUGCGCCGAAUAGCGAUCGCUUGACUUGUGGGAAUUUCGAGGUGGUUGUUCCUGCUGGGGGUGCGGGGGACUAUGAGGAUGAGGAUGAUGAGGUUGUGGCGGAGUGGAGGGCAUAA